GCCGGGGCCCGGGUCUCCCGGGAGGAGUUGGGAAACACCCGGUAAUUCUCGCGGUUGAUUCCUGGUGGCGCAGGGAGCCCGCGUGUUGGCGAGUGUGUGUGUAUGCGAAGUUCCUGGCCCGACUCGCGCUCUUCUUGCUGGCCGCCCGGGAAUCGCCGGCCGCCGCCGCCCAGCCUGCGCCCGCCGGCCGCCCAGUGCCUGGCACCUGUUGGAGGCACAGAAACAGCCAGGGGUGCUGCAUGAGGGGCCGCAGGGGCGACCGCAUGACCAUCAAUAUCCAGGAGCACAUGGCCAUCAACGUGUGCCCCGGGCCCAUCCGGCCUAUCCGCCAGAUCUCUGACUACUUCCCUCGUCGGGGACCAGGACCUGAAGGCGGGGGCGGGGGCUGCCGGGAGGCCCCAGCUCAUCUGGCACCCCUGGCUCUAGCCCCUCCUGCGGCCCUCCUUGGGGCCACCACGCCUGAGGACCGAGCUGAGGUGGACAGCUAUGAUUCAGACGAUACCACUGCCCUGGGCACACUGGAGUUCGACCUUCUCUAUGACCAGGCCUCCUGCACUCUGCACUGUAGCAUCCUCAGGGCCAAGGGCCUCAAGCCCAUGGAUUUCAAUGGCCUAGCUGAUCCCUAUGUUAAGCUGCACCUGCUGCCUGGAGCCUGCAAGGCCAAUAAGCUAAAAACGAAGACUCAGAGGAACACGCUGAAUCCUGUGUGGAAUGAGGACCUGACCUACAGUGGGAUCACAGACGAUGAUAUCACUCACAAGGUGCUCAGGAUCUCUGUCUGUGAUGAAGACAAGCUGAGCCACAAUGAGUUUAUCGGGGAGAUCCGAGUGCCCCUCCGCCGCCUCAAGCCUUCGCAGAAGAAGCAUUUUAACAUCUGCCUUGAGCGCCAAGUCCCGCUGGCUUCACCCUCUUCCAUGUCUGCGGCACUAAGGGGCAUCUCCUGUUACCUGAAGGAGCUGGAGCAGGCAGAGCACGGACCUGGGCUGCUAGAGGAGCGCGGGCGCAUCCUGCUGAGCCUCAGCUACAGCUCUCGGCGCCGGGGGCUGCUGGUGGGCAUCAUGCGCUGUGCGCACCUGGCUGCCAUGGACGUCAACGGCUACUCUGACCCUUACGUUAAGACGUACCUGAGACCAGAUGUGGAUAAGAAAUCCAAGCAUAAAACACGCGUGAAGAAGAAGACUCUAAACCCGGAAUUUAAUGAGGAAUUUUUCUACGAGAUGGAACUCUCCAUUCUAGCCACCAAGACUCUGGAAGUCACUGUCUGGGACUACGACAUUGGCAAAUCCAAUGACUUCAUAGGUGGUGUGUCCCUGGGGUCAGGCGCCCGAGGAGAGGCACGAAAGCACUGGAGCGACUGUCUACAGCAGCUGGACACAGCUCUGGAGCGCUGGCACACCCUGACCAGCGAGCUGCCCCCUGCGGCUGGGGCUCCUCCCUCCACCUGAGUGGACAGCUGCUGCCCGGCACAGGCCCCUCGGGCCAGGUCCAGUACCCAACCCUCGCACGAGUGUGUUGCACGUUUACACAGGGUGGGAUGCCCCCACCCCACGCCACCUUAUUUGUGUGAGAGUCUCUGUGACCAUGGGUCUGUCUUGUGAGGGACUGUGGAGAUCUGUAUUCACAUAUGCAACUUCCUCUUGCCUGACUCGCUAUCACCUGCAAUAUGCAAACCACCCAGCCUGCACACCUGCGGGGAGUGCUGUCAGAGCCACACCCCAGGGACCCCUGCUCCUUUCUCCAGCCUCUCCAGGCUGCCCCACCCCUCCCCGCACGGGAGGAGGUUGGAUUCGGGGAGGUUUGGAGGAGGAGAAUGUUCCCAAAAGAGAAGAGGACACGCAAGAGAAGAGCCACUCCUUUAAUACACAAAAGUCCUAGCCCUGUACAGCUGCCCUUCUAAAGGGGUGGCCAUCACUGGGUCUCUGCCUCCCUGUGAGGUAGCAGAUGCUUCUGGCCACUCAUUUAAAUAGCUGUCCCCUAGAUGGGGCUGGGAUGUGAGGGCAGGGCCCCUGCCACCUUCCUGGGGGACACUCGUGCAUGUUUACGCCUUCUCUGAUUGUGUCAGUGGCCGAAGCAUGGCAACUGGGCGUCAAUAAACAUCUCUGAGGAA
Marmota monax (woodchuck) is the source of this 2107-nucleotide messenger RNA. It is a transcript of the gene Doc2a, whose product is annotated as double C2 domain alpha. Gene Ontology annotation, cellular component: membrane. The record is from RefSeq and is a predicted model, not a curated record. NCBI's taxonomy places the organism in Eukaryota, Metazoa, Chordata, Mammalia, Rodentia, Sciuridae. Bases 240 to 1445 code for a protein of 401 amino acids. The transcript has 12 exons.